Aethalodelphis obliquidens (Pacific white-sided dolphin) is the source of this 1759-nucleotide messenger RNA. RefSeq names its product claudin 2 (gene CLDN2). Gene Ontology annotation, cellular component: bicellular tight junction; membrane. NCBI's taxonomy places the organism in Eukaryota, Metazoa, Chordata, Mammalia, Artiodactyla, Delphinidae. The coding region runs from base 389 to 1081 and encodes 230 amino acids. The transcript has a single exon. The record is from RefSeq and is a predicted model, not a curated record. Gene Ontology annotation, molecular function: structural molecule activity.
UGGCCCCUGGCUUUGUCUGGCUGCCAAUCUAAAGCAUGUACCUACGCAGGAGCCGAUGACAUUUUGGCUCCACUUUCAAAGUUUUUUUUUUUCUUUCUCAUGUGUUAUUUCUAAAGAAGAUAACAAAGGUCAAAAGGCAUCCAGCAUUUUCUGGUUUCUCAUAAGCUUCUGGUCAAUAUUUAAUCUGGUUUAUGGAUUUUUUUUAGGUCUUCUAGAUGCCUUCUUGAGCCUGCCCGUGGCCACCCACAGACACUUGUAAGGAGGAGAGAAGUCGGCCUGGCACAGACACUCUGAAAUGAGGGAUUAGAGCCCGGGAUCUAAGGAGGAAGAGCUACAGCCAGAAGACGAGGGAGCAGGCCCUGAAGACGCGUCUACUGAGAGGUCUGCCAUGGCCUCUCUUGGCCUCCAACUUGUGGGCUACAUCCUGGGCCUGCUGGGGCUGUUGGGAACCCUGGUUGCCAUGCUACUCCCCAGCUGGCGAACAAGCUCUUACGUCGGUGCCAGCAUCGUGACCGCAGUCGGCUUCUCCAAGGGCCUCUGGAUGGAGUGUGCCACACACAGCACAGGCAUCACCCAGUGUGACAUCUACAGCACCAUGCUGGGCCUGCCUGCUGACAUCCAGGCUGCCCAGGCCAUGAUGGUGACGUCCAGUGCAAUCUCCUCCUUGGCCUGCAUUGUCUCUGUGGUGGGCAUGAGAUGCACAGUCUUCUGCCAAGAGUCCCGAGCCAAAGACAGAGUGGCGGUGGUGGGCGGAGUCUUCUUCAUCCUUGGAGGCCUCCUGGGCUUCAUCCCUGUUGUCUGGAAUCUUCACGGGAUCUUGCGGGACUUCUACUCCCCACUGGUGCCUGACAGCAUGAAAUUUGAGAUCGGAGAGGCUCUUUACUUGGGCAUUAUUUCCUCCCUGUUCUCCCUGGUAGCUGGAAUCAUCCUCUGCUUUUCCUGCUCGCCCCGGGGAAAUCGGUCCAACUACUACGAUGCCUACCAGGCCCAGCCCCUGGCCACUAGGAGCUCUCCAAGGCCUGGUCAACCACCCAAAGGCAAGAGUGAGUUUAACUCCUACAGCCUGACAGGGUAUGUGUGAAGGACCAGGGGCCAGAGCUCGGGGGUGGCUGGGUCUGUGAAAACCAGUAGACAGCCUCCCCCAGGGCCACAGGUGAGGGACGUUGCCACUGGAUCGUGUCAGAAGGUGCUGCUGAGGAUAGACUGACUUUGGCCACUGGAUCGAGCAAAGGCAGGAAUGGGAGCUGGUGUGACAGCGUGCAGGCUGAACUGUCAAGAUGCUUGUCAAGUCAGACUUUCUGUUUCCUUCAUCCUGGCUCCCCAUCUCCCACCCUGAGUCCCCAACCCUCAACUCCACUCCACUCCCCCCUGAGGCCAGGCCCCAGAGUCUCCCCUUUACCUUCUGCUUUACCUGGGAAUCCAUCCCCAAACCCACUAAUCACAUGCCACUGACUGACCCUCUCUGUGAUCAAAGACCCUUCCUCUUGCUGAGGUUGGCUCUUAGCUCAUUGCUGGGGGAUGGGGGUGGGUGGGAAGAAGUGGCGGGUUCCGUGGGCAUGGCGCUAACCUCCUUCUCAAGCCUCCCUGCAGAGAAACUGAUUGGCCAGUAAUGGGCCCUGGAGCCUCGUCCAUCCCACUCUUGUUAUGACUCCACAGUGUCUAGACUGGUUUGUGUAUGAACCGAAAUAAAGCCAUCCCACAGUAUGGAGGGAACAGAGAGCAGCUGGGUGUAGAAUGAGACGGGGAGGGCAGCCUCGGA